UACAUAUAGAUUAUCAAGGAGAGAGUACAGAAACACCUUGCUAGGCAGGACUACAUCUGGAACACCAACCCUGGAGCGUUGUCCGUCUUCAGCGAGUAUUCGUCCAGUUUACAAGCAUUCCCAUUCUACACCCUGGCUCUUGGAGCAACCCCAUCCAACAAGUUUUCUGCUCUAGUCUUGGUACAGACCCCACCUAUCUCGAUAUCGGCUCCGCUCAUGAAGCUACUCGUCAAUGUAGGCAUGUCCGCAUAUGCCCAUCAGAUUGUGGUGUUAUGGCAGGUAGAUAGACCCCUCCCACCGAAGUCAAGAUGGCCAAAGCUACAAGUCCCUCUUACAGUCAUUGAGACAGAUCUCAAGUCUCUGAGCAGUCGAUUCUCUCCUAACUCUGUGAUUGAGAUGGAUUCUAUUCUAAGCUUGGAUGAAGAUGCUCAGUUAACUACAGAUGAGGUUGAUUUUGCCUUCUCGGUGUGGCAGACGUUCCCGACCAGAAUAGUAGGUUACCCCGCCAGAAACCAUUACUGGGACCAAGCUAAAAGUCGUUGGGGUUACUCAUCAAAGUGGACCAAUGAGUACUCGAUGGUGCUCACUGGAGCAGCAUUUUAUCACAGGUACUAUCAUUAUCUGUUCACCCAUAUACUGCCUUCACCGCUGCGUGUCCACGUGGAUCGCACCAACAACUGCGACGAUAUUCUCAUGAAUUUCUUGGUAGCCAGUGUGACCAAGCUACCCCCCGUCAAGGUCACACAGCGUAAACAAUACCGCGAGACCAUGCUGACGUCGUCCACCUCGGCGUUGGCGGCGCGCUGGCUCUCGGCGGAACAUUUCCAGCAGCGUCAGGAGUGCCUCAAUAUCUUCUCCACCACGAUGGGUACCAUGCCGUUGGUCAGGUCCCAGAUGCGCCUCGACCCGGUCCUCUAUAAAGACCCCGUCUCGAACAUGAGAAAACGUUACCGCAAAAUCGAGGUCGUGGACCCCAAACCAAGGACGUGAGAAUGAAUGAAUGAUGAAAAUUGUUUGAAAUCACCCCCACCGACGUGUAGCAAGAUGUUGUAGAUGAGAGUACUAGAAUGAUGAUGUACGGUGCCCCCAUCGUUGGAUUUCAGACAAGCGGUUUCUGCACCGAAUCAUGGCGUGAUCAAAGAGUACUACCUUAAAGUCUACUAAUGGGACCAAGAAAGGUCACACUGCCCUCGUUUCUUCUUCCAUGUCUUCUUCUACUUCUUGUGAUGCAAGUCAUUAAACCAGUAAAAACCUACAAGGAAACCUGCCAUUGAAAUGCAGAAUGUCUUGUUCAAGAUGUUGGUGCAGUUCAAGUCAUCUGAUGGAAGCCGGCUGAUGUCAUGGUAAAUGGGAUCCUGUUCCUGGCCAAGGGGUCAUCGGCAUAGAAUAUCCUGAUAUCAUUCGGAUGUUGCUACAAGAUGUUCAGUAGAAGUGUCCAUCAGCAGAGCAAAGCUUUGUAAGACCAGUCAAAAGGCCCAAAAGCAAAGAAGCCCGCAAGAAGAUCAUGUGUUUUGUUUGCUUCCUACUAACUACCGAGCCUUGUAGCUGUCCGCAGGAUCUUAAAAGCCACAGUAACUAGGAAUCCACUCUGUGGAUACGUUCUUACUAAAGAAUCCUUCAUGAAUGAGAGUUAUCCUUCAGUAAUAUUUCAUGCCAAAAUGUGUUUAUGUAUUGAUCAGCAUUGGACAAUUCGCGAAUAUGAGAUCAUUUUUAUGAAAAGUGUUUCAGAUAUUAACUCCUUCGAGCAGAGAUAUUUUUUUGAAAACCAGAUGUAAUCUAUUCAUGAGGUAUUAUUAUGAAAAUAUUGAAAAUAUUGUGUGUGUUAGAUUUUAAAAGAAGGUCUUGCUUUUUUUGUACAAAAGACAGAACAUAUGAAUGAAAGUGAGAUUAGAUUUUCUAUAUUUUUCUUGAGAUAAGAGAGGAAAUAGAUUAGAGAUUUAGAUUUUAGUUGGGGCAUGCUGGAAACAUGUGUACAUUGAGAGUAUGUUGGAGCAAGAGAGAGAGAGAGUUAAGCAUUUGUCCAUGAUUUAUGUGGUCUUCAGUAUUUUACGAUUUUCUUUUUCUGUAGUAUACAAAUAACAUAAUGCUCAGAGUGCAUUUAAGGUACAUUUGCACAGUAAAGGUAUUAUUAAAACAGCGAUAUUUACACUUAACUGCCACUGGCACUACUCAAAUUUAUUCUCAUAAUAUUUUAUAUAAUUAGUCUAAAAUGAUGCAGUCUGUAACCAAUUAUUUAUAUUGAUAUUUGUGAAGAGUAUAAAAAUCAAGUUAUAUAUCUAAUAAAUUGACCAUUCUUCUGAGUAAAAACAAUUAAACAUUGAUUUUAAUGCUUCAUGUUCAUGCCUGUCACAGAAUAUUGAAAUGCUAUGAAUACCUCUUGUGUCAUUCAUUAAUUUUUGUUGCAGGAAUAAUUUCAGAGCAACUCGUGUUUACAGAAUUUUGUUCCAAUUUUGUUCAUUUCUUAUCCUUUGAUAUCGGUUGUUUUUUGUUGUUCAUUUUGUACAUUUGUAUGUGAAUCUGGUUUUAGUGAAUCUGUCUGUUUUUAGCUCAUCCGGCGUGAAGGGCCAGAUGAGGGUAUGCCGUGGCAUGGUGUCCGUCGUCCGUCCACAAUAUCAAAAUGCUUCUUCUUCGUCAUUUCAAGUCCGAUAGUACUUCUGUCUGCUUUAUAUGAUAGCACUAGUUGGGGGAUACAAAACUUUUACACAGAAUUUUGAAACUCAUUAAAUAUGCUAAUUUAUGCACAUUUUUCAAAAUUCACAAAAAAAUCUUUUUUUGUUGACCGAUAUUGAUUUUUUUGCUUCCAUCUGGUAGAGGUUCACAAAACACCUACACAGAAUUUUGAAAUUUUGACUAGAAAAUUUUUAUGCUAAUUUAUGCAUAUUUUUCAAAAUUCACAUAAAAUCAUUUAUUUUGUUGACUGAUUUUGAUUUUUUUCUUCCAUCUGGUAGAGCUGCAUGAGGUUCACCAAACUUGUACACAUAAUUUUGAAAUUUUGACUAGAAAAUUUAUUAUGCUAAUUUAUGCAAAAUUUAUUCAUAAAUCACAAAAAUGCCUUUUCUCCUUCAUUUGUUGAUCAAUUUCAAUUUUGUUUGCUUUAUAUGAUACUCUAGGUGGGGAUACAGAAUUUCUACACAGAAUUUGGAAACUUAUUAAAUAUGCUUAUUUAUGCAUAUUUUUCAAAACUCACAAAAAAUGCUUCUUAUUGAUUUGUUGACCAAUUUUGAUUUUUUUUUGUUCCAUCUGAGUGCUACAUGAGGUUCAACCAAGGUUCUGCACAGAAUUUAGAAAUUUUGACUAGAAAAUUAUUUAUGCUUAUUUAUACAAAAUUUAUUCAUAAAUCACAAAAAAUGCUUCUCUGUCAUUUCUUCAUCAAUUUCAAUUCUGUUUCUUCAAUUUAUGUCACCAAUAUAAUUUACUACAGUGUCAACUGGGCUGAAAUUAAAAAUUGUGUUAAAUUUCUCUGCGAGAUGCCGGAUGAGCUCCACAUCAUUGAUGCGCUGUUUUAUUUGAGAUGAAGCUAUCUUGGGGGUUUACAUUUCUAAUAGUAUUGAGUAAUUGGGUAGUGGUCAAAAGAUACGACUAUUGAAUAGUGAGUACUGUAACUGCAUAAGCUAAUAGUUUCGGAUUGUAUUGUUUCAUUUCGCAAGUUGUUUGCAUAUUCCCAAGUUGGUAUUUUCACAAUUUUUUUAUGGUGACAGUGGCCAUACAGAGAAAAUUAGCAUAAAAUAAACCACUGCGAAAACAUCAGCUCAUACAGUGGUAACGUUGAUAGUUGGUGUGUGUGCAAGUUUAGUACAAAAUUACAUUUCAUGAAUUUGAGUAAAAUAUAUUUUGAUCCUAUUUCUAAGUGGUAUUUCAGUUUUUUUAAUGCAAUAUCAAAUUAAGAAAUUAAACAAGAUUUCUCUGCAGUUAGCUUUUUUAAUCGAAACUAAGUUUUUCAGUUUCAGUAGAGGAUAGGAUAGCAAAGUGCCCCAAAUUAAUUGUACUGGAAAUCACUUAGACUUCACAUACUUUACAGCUGUGUACAUAGAAAAUAAUGUAACAAUAUGUUCAAAUGCAUCUAUGAAGGGAGGAGCAUAUAUUCCCUUCACAAAAGUAAUUCAUCGGCAUGAUUGUCUAUAUUUUACAAAGGGACUUUAUACUAUCUUACUGAUAAAUAUGCAAUUGCGUAUAAUGUUAGAUAUGUGUCGGACCCUGUCCCCCUGUUUCAGCAGAGCUUGUAUCUUUGUUUGCUACACUCAGUCAUCAUGCAUUGUAUGUUAUCUUGUAGAAUUGUUUCAUUGUGCAUUUGUUUUUAUCAAGGUGCUAACAUAGAUGGACCAUUACAAAGCGUUCACACUUAUCAUUUGUUCUUUAGUGCUAUAAAUAGAUGCUAUGCCUUCAUGCAAGUUUAGAUACCCAAAGAAAGUCAAGUACCAACUAUGUUAAUGUACAUUUGUGUAUUUAUGAAUGGAUGGAUGCGAUCUGCUUGAGUCAUGUGAUUUGAAUAUUUGUGUGAAUGGUUUGGAUUAUAUAAUUCCUUCAGACUUUUCAAGUCCAUUAUUUUUUAUUAAAAUGUGGAAUAUCCAUUAAUAUACAUGUAAUUAUAUUCUUAUAUCCUUCAUGCAUUGUCUCUGUUCAUGGGGACUGUGGUGUAAUAGUUAUUCCAAUUUCUUUUGUUUAUCUAAACAAAGAUUCUUACAAACUUUCAUCCGUGAAAAGACAAAUUGACUUGCUUCCAUCUUUCUUUAGUUGGUUGUAUUUUCUGUUUGCCCCUUUUAAAGCUACAGUAGCAUGUAUAUAUAAGGAUAACAGGGUCUGUUGUGUCAUUUUUCUGUAAACUAACAUAUAUAUGAAUAUAUCGACUAAAAGUAAUGGUUCAUAAAGAUAUGAAUAUCUUAACUUAAUUCCUUACAUUUUCUAUUUUCUUCUAAUUAAAAUUCAGAAUAUUUGUAUUCUUAUAAGACUACUACCAUUCGUUAAAGGAAAAUAAUUUUUGAAAAUCUAAUUUUGUUUCCUCAAAUACAUUUCUUUCCUUUAUAUAAUUUCAUGGUUAGAAAACAUUAGAAAAGCAAUCAUAUAAUUUGAUAAGGGGUAGUAGAUGUAUGUCUUCCCCAAGACCAAUUUUUUUCUCAUUUUCUUUUCAUAAUUAAUUGUUAUUAACCGGCAACUUAGUCAAAUUGUUCUUGGGUAUACUUCACUUUACACUAAGGGAUAGGUUAAGCUGAAAGUCUUUAAUAAACAUAGACUAACAUAUUGAUGAAA
This is a messenger RNA of Lytechinus pictus (painted urchin), 5244 nucleotides long. RefSeq names its product exostosin-1b-like. The transcript is spliced from 5 exons. Gene Ontology annotation, cellular component: membrane. The coding region runs from base 217 to 990 and encodes 257 amino acids. Gene Ontology annotation, molecular function: glycosyltransferase activity. The record is from RefSeq and is a predicted model, not a curated record. Lineage: Eukaryota; Metazoa; Echinodermata; Echinoidea; Temnopleuroida; Toxopneustidae.